CAUUUCAUUGUUUUCAUCGAAAUUUUUCCAACUCAUUCGUUCUUUGGCGAGCCAGAAAUUUUCAGCAGAAAUUCUUCCAGUUUCCUCCAAUCGUUUCAAAAAUUCUUAGCAGCGAAAUGCGAAGUAAUUAACUGCGUGAUAAUUUCGGUGGAAGAAAAUUGGUUCCAGUGUUCGGAAAGCGAGUUCAACAGCAGCAGCCGUCGUGUGUCGUAAUAGCUUCGAAUCAUAACAUUCCGACGAAAACCAAAAAUGGACGACCAGUCGCGGGGAAAUCCUCUGGAUAGUAAAAUAAAUGCCCUCAUCGAGAAGGUAUUUCUGAUGACUCUGAGUAAAAAUCCUCCGAAAAGCAAUCGGCCGCGACAGCAGUUAAUCUACAUGGAGGAAGUGGCCGAGGCGUUUGAGGGGAAUUUGUUCAGUCUGGAACUGCUGGAACAGGCACUAUUCGAACGGAUUAUACUGUUCAACCCGAAGGAUUACCUGAUCCCGAACAACGUAAGCACGGCAGAAACGGAGGAAGUGGCCGAAACCAAGGUUGUUUUGUACCUCUAUGGAUGUUUCCUGCGCAACGAGCAAGCAGCGGAUCCAAACGAUUCCAUCACGACGGACACCUGUCGACAGAUGAGGUCUCUGAUCUUGCGGAACGCCUGCACUUCGCUCAAACAACCGGAACUUUUCGAAGGCCAAACGCUGCCGCAGCAGCUGUUGGACAUUUUCAAACAGCAACCCGAUGAAAACCAGUCGAUCAAGGCCCGGUUCAUUUCCGAAACGGUGAAGGAAAUUGUGGCCGAUUCCGAGAGCGAACAGGAAGGCUUUGCGGUACUGCGGGGUAUCUUCGAUCCGAUGUUUGUGGAGGUGCUAAGGGCCUUGCGCAGUGCUUCCCUCAUCGGAGUGGAAAGAUGGAUCUUCCCGUUCCUGGAGGUUUUCACCAGUGACAAGAGCAACCCACGGUUGGCGCAUCUGUUGCUGGAUUUUACUAGCCCACCGGAGGGAGCUGAAGGAAUCAAAUAUUCGGAAUCGCUCCUCGGCCAGCUGCUAUCUCUGUCGAUCAUGCCCCGCAAUCACAACGGACCGUACGAGUAUUUCGACAAUCCGCUGACCACCAAUCGGUCCGCCUACGAUAACCUUUCCUCGUCGCUCUGGAACUCCACCAAGUUGCAUCUGGAGACGAUGCAUCAGUUCGUGAAGGGAUUUCUGCUAAUCGGAGGGGAGGUGCGCAGCAAAAUGCUCACCUGGAUCGGCAAAUGUCUGCACGCCAAUGUACCGCGUGGGCAAAUUUGGAACACCCACCAGGUGCAAAACAUUUUCGGAAACCUCACAACGGCCCCAGAUUCGUUCAGCAUUAACUUGGCCGGGGUGUUAUUGCGACUGUGCCAGCCACUGCUGAAACCUCAGCUCAAAGUGCUGAUCGUAGAUCCGAGCUAUUGUGCGGUCAAGGAAGCGGAAAAAGUCGCCAAAGGUGUUCACAUGCUGGAUACCGAGAAGGAAACUUGCCUGCUACCGGUGGAUGAGAACGAAGUAAGGUUGGAGGCAGAAAAGUACAACUUUGUUAGCGAGUGCUUCUUCAUGACCCACAAAGCGAUCGAUCUGGGCUUCCGAGUGUGCACCGAGAAAUUUUUCCGCAUGAACCGGGAGCUGCAUCGAUUGCAGGAGAUUUACCAGGAUACGAUGCUGGGUGGGGGAGCUAGUGGCAGCAAUACGGACGUUGCAAAUAACAUCAUGCAAAUGUUGUCGACUCAAACGCAGCAGUUUUUGUGCUUGCAAAAUUUGCUCCGAGAGCCGAGCACCGAUCAGCUGCUGCUGCAGUUUUACGAGGCGUCCGCUAUCUGGCUAACGCAGUUGGCAUCUCGCGAUGCUUCUCGCAUCGAUCAGCUGGAUGUGGCCAAAGGUUUCGCCCCGCAGACGGUCGACGAAAUUCAUUUGCCACUAAAGAACACUAUCUCCAAAGUUCUAAAAUGCAUUCCGGAGUACAUCAUGGAGAACAUAGUGGGAUAUCUGCAGUUUUCGCGUCACUUCGAUAGCCAACCGCUGCGGGUUGACGUGGAGGCGCAGAACAACAUCUUCACCAUGAUUCUAGUGUUCAUGGGAUCGUCGGAACGGAUCCGCAAUCCUCAUCUACGGGCCCGACUGGCCGAGGGUCUGGAAAGUUUGCUCCCAAAAGAAUCGGAAUCCAGCGGAUUUUUCUUCAGUGCUGCCCUGUUCCAGAAUCAUGCCCAUCGGCUGGAAAUCAUUCCGAACCUUCUGCGGGUAUUCGUCAGUAUCGAAAUGACCGGUCAGAGUGUUCAAUUCGAGCAGAAGUUCAACUACCGACGCCCAAUGUAUGCCAUCAUGGACUAUCUUUGGAAGAUAGAGGAACAGAAACAGUGCUUCCGACAGUUGGAACUGGAAGCGAUCAGGGACAUCGAGGCUGAAGAUCCGCCCAUAUUUCUACGGUUCAUCAAUUUGUUGAUAAACGACGCAAUUUUCCUGCUAGAUGAAUCGCUUAGCAAUUUGCAGCAAAUUCGACAGCUUCAAAGUUCACAGGACGCCGGAGAAUGGGACGGUCUAUCUGCCAACGAACGACAACAGAAUGUGGCUAAUUUACGGCACCUGGGUAUGCUGACACGAUUUGACAAUAUUCUCGGACGUGAUACUAUAAACAUUCUACAACUUUUGACAUCGGAAACCAAGGAAAUCUUCAGCCACUCGUCGAUGGUGGAUCGUGUGGCUGCCAUGUUGAACUACUUCUUGCUCAAUCUAACCGGACCGAAAAAAGGAAACUUCAAAGUAAAAGACAAAAAGGAGUUCGAAUUUGAUCCAGCGAAUACAGUACUGGAAAUUUGCCGUAUCUAUGUUAACCUGCAAGAAUGCGAUGCAUUCGGGUUGGCCGUUUCCCAGGAUGGUCGAUCUUACAGUCCGCAGCUUUUCGAGUACGCUCAACAGGUGUUAACUCGUAUCGGUGGUGGCCAGUUGAUCGGUGAAAUCCAGGAGUUCGCAGCCAAGGUGCAGAAAUUGGAAGCACAGUACAAAAUUGACGAAGAAGCCCUGGUUGAUCCCCCGGAUGAGUUCCUUGAUCCGAUCAUGUCCUCGUUGAUGAUGGAUCCGGUGAUUUUGCCCAGCUCCCGUAUUACCGUUGACCGGUCGACCAUUGCACGGCAUCUGCUCUCGGACCAGUCCGAUCCGUUCAACCGGUCUCCACUUACGAUGGAUCAAGUGAAACGGGACGUGGAGCUGAAGACCCGCAUCGAUGAGUGGAUUCGAGAGAAACGGGCGAAACAUGCAGCCAGGACAGAGUAAACAUCGAUUCUGUUGCCAGUGUGUUGUUCAACUUAUCGCAUUAGCUUCUAGUUUCUAUUGUUGGGUUUUAUCAGAUGUUUGGCAUCUCAUCACUAGUAAAUAUUAUUUUAUUUAAUCGGUUUCACGCGAAUUUUCAUAUUUUAUUGUUUAAUAAUAUCGAAUCGAUGUUAAACUAUGUCGUGCUGCAAUAAGUAUAAUUCAUUGAACCUAGCUUUGGUUUAUAAAUAA
Molecule: messenger RNA, 3501 nt
Organism: Uranotaenia lowii
Lineage: Eukaryota; Metazoa; Arthropoda; Insecta; Diptera; Culicidae
Gene: Ube4A
Product: ubiquitin conjugation factor E4 A
Exons: 4
Coding region: 250-3273 (1007 amino acids)
Biological process (GO): protein polyubiquitination
Cellular component (GO): nucleus; ubiquitin ligase complex; cytoplasm
Molecular function (GO): ubiquitin-ubiquitin ligase activity
Source: RefSeq, a predicted model, not a curated record